Molecule: messenger RNA, 1392 nt
Organism: Aspergillus saccharolyticus JOP 1030-1
Lineage: Eukaryota; Fungi; Ascomycota; Eurotiomycetes; Eurotiales; Aspergillaceae
Exons: 5
Coding region: 1-1317 (438 amino acids)
Source: RefSeq, a predicted model, not a curated record
AUGUGGCUCAAAUCCCAAUGCGCCGUGCUCGCGGCGCUGGCCGCCCACGCAAUAGCCGUGACCCCGAUCACGGAGGCAGAGAUGACCACACUCCUCGACCAAGGCGGCGUCGGGCUCGCAGACCGCUACGCUCCGCUCUGGUUCUUCGGCCAGGCGCUCAAUGAAGUGCCCUGUUACCCGACCUGGGCCUUUGGCGGCUCGCCCGACUCGCCCGACGAAUACGACUCAGCACAGCAGACCGCGGCCGCACCGCAAUGCGAAUAUCCCGACGUGGGAUGCGGAUGCCGCCACCCCGGGGUCGCAGCGGGGAGCGCCGGGCCCGCGUUCCCGAUCUACUACACCGUGCAGCGGUGCAAGGAGACCGAGGUGCGAGUAGUGUAUAAUCUCUUUUAUGAGAAGGAUGGGGCCAAGGUGCUCGACCUGAUCGAUACAGGUCAUGACUACGACUGGGAACGAGUCAUCAUCGUCCACUCGCGCGACGCGGCAAGCAAGCUGUGGACGCCUGCGCGCGCCCUGCUCUCCGCUCACAGUGGCUACCAUAACCUGGUCUGGAGCGCAAUCCAUAGCACGCUGACGAGCGAGGAGAUCCAGGCUGGCGACGCAAGAACCCCUGACGGGGUGCGGAAUAAUGACCAUCCCAAGGUGUAUGUCUCGUGGUCGAAGCACGCGCACUUCGACACCAAGGAUAGAAUCUGGAUCGAUCCGAUCAGCCAAUCCACGGACAACGCUUUUCGCAGUGAUGAUUGGUGGUAUUAUGUUGAGCAGCAGUACUAUAUUCAAGCGGAUAAUUCCACCGAGGCAGGUAAGGCCUUGGGCAGCACGGAUUGGGGGUCGGCGACGAGCAAUCCUCCUUCUGUGCAGGCGAGCGUAAACCGAGAGAAAAUGGCCUGGUUCCAAAAAUCCUUCACCCUCCCCUCCCGCUCGCGCGGCAGCUACCUCAUCACCGACCAGGUGCUCUCCGAGCUCCCGGAGAUCCGGGACUACAAGGUCGGCAUGCUGAACCUGUUCGUGCAGCACACGAGCUGCGCGCUUUCGCUGAACGAGAACUGGGACGAAGACGUACGGGCGGACAUGAGCGACGCGCUGGACCGCAUCGCGCCGUACGACAAGAAGGGAAAUCUAUAUCGUCAUUCCGCCGAGGGGGAGGAUGAUAUGCCGGCGCAUAUCAAGUCCGCUCUGAUCGGUGCCUCGGUCACAAUCCCUAUUACCAAUGGUCGGUUGGCGACGGGGACGUGGCAGGGGAUUUGGUAUCUGGAGUUCCGGACGAGUCGACACUCGCGCAAGGUGGUGGCUACGAUUCAGGGUGAGAAGGCGUGAUUUGCGUGGCUGAAUAUUGCAUUGCAGUUGGGGUUAUAUAGAGCCGAACCAGAAUGCAAUGAUACGAAUGUUCAU